CCCUUCUGAGCCGCUGUUCGGCACAUGUUGAUGAUGUCAGAAGCAGGAAGUAAUCUUACAGGGGAUGUACACAGGAUGGUUAAUAGCAUCUGUCAGUGAGAUCCAUCGUUCUCAUAUUGUCUUUCUUGUUGUCACCCAUCCGAUACACUGAACAGCAUAAAAAAAAUGUCGGAAGAUUCCCAGAGAAAUUUCCGGUCUGUGUAUUAUGAGAAAGUUGGAUUUCGUGGAGUAGAGGAGAAGAAAUCCCUGGAGAUAUUGUUGAAAGAUGAUCGGUUAGAUAUUGAGAAACUGUGUACCUUCAGUCAGAGGUUUCCUCUUCCAUCCAUGUACCGAAUUCUUGUAUGGAAAGUACUUCUUGGAAUUCUGCCCCCACACCAGGAGACCCAUCCAGAGGUGAUGGUACACAGGAAGGAGCAGUUUUAUGAUGUUCACCAUGCUCUGCAGGUUAUGCGCUUCAUCAACGACACUACUCCCCAGACAGAGGUGUUCCUCCGUAUGCAUCAGUUGGAAACAGGAAAAUUGUCUCGAAGCCAAACUUACCUUCUGGAACCAGAGGAUGAGUUCUUCCUGGCCAUAGCUAACAUGAUGGAGGAGAUGGUUGAUGACGAAGUAGAUUGCUAUUGGCUUACCAAAAAUUUUGUGCAUCAUUUGGACACCAAGUUUAGAGAUUCGCAAGUUGCGAUGCAAAAGGGAUUUGAGCAUUACUUAAACUUGGAGGACAGCAGACUGGUGGCUCAUCUGAAGGCCUGCAAUGCUUUGGAAAAGCUCCCAUAUGACUUGUGGUUCAGGAAGUGCUUUGCCAGUUGUUUACCUGCAUCCAGCUUGCAAAGGGUGUGGGACAAACUCGUUAGUGGAUCCUACAAGAUUCUUGUAUUUGUUGCUGUGGAGAUCGUGUUAACUUUUAAAAUGAAAGUUACGACCUUGAAUAAAUCUGAUAGUAUUAAUGAAUUUUUGGAAAAGAUUCCUGAAGACAACACAGAUCAGAUUGUGAAUAAAGCUAUAGAUCUGUGGCAUAAGCACUGUGGUAUUCCUGCUCAUUCUGUAUAAAGAUUCUAUAACGGAUGGUUACCGAUUUUUGUAUAUAUCUGUUCAGAUGUCCAACCUCCUGGUUAUUUAUUUAUAACUUGUAUAUUGACUAAUAAAACAUGAAUAUUCAGAGUUUCCAACUAUGUUUAACUUGAUAUCUUCAUACUAUAUGUCUUUUUAAUGCAGAAUUUAAGCAAGCAGCUAGUGUGAAAAAAAAAAAAAAAUGGAUGAACUGUU
Messenger RNA from Rana temporaria (common frog), 1263 nucleotides. It is a transcript of the gene TBC1D7, whose product is annotated as TBC1 domain family member 7. Gene Ontology annotation, molecular function: GTPase activator activity. The record is from RefSeq and is a predicted model, not a curated record. Gene Ontology annotation, biological process: negative regulation of TOR signaling; activation of GTPase activity. Lineage: Eukaryota; Metazoa; Chordata; Amphibia; Anura; Ranidae. Bases 166 to 1047 code for a protein of 293 amino acids. The transcript is spliced from 8 exons.